AUGAUUAGGGAAAGUGGAUUUUAAGGAGUUGAAUCAUAGCCAAGUGCAUCGUUUGCAGGCUAGUCAAAUAGAAAUAUAUCAAAUAGAAACAGCUAAGUGUAAUAUAAUAACUUUAAUAAUUUUUAAAAGUAGCCAUCUUUUUAGCAAGAGAAUUCAUUUGCAAACAACAAUAACAAUCAAAUCAGAUCCUCAUAAUUUGAAUAGCAAGAUUUUUAACAUCAAUAACAGCAAGAUCAACAAUAAAAUCCUAGGAAACCUCCAAAUCGCUAAUCUUCUUAUAAUCAGUAAUAAGAAGCCUUAUUUUAGCAGUUUUAUAAUCCUAAUGAUUAUAUACAAUAGGGAGUUUAGUAAAGAACAUUAUAAAAUCAAUAUAACUAAUAAUAUGAAUAAGAAUAAAGUUAAAAUAAUUUUUAUCAAUCUGGCAUCUAAAAUAAAAAUAUGUUCAAUAAUGGUUCUAAUAAUUAACAGUUUCAGUAAAAUAAUAACAAUACAAUAGAAAUAGGAGAGCAGUAAUUUUAAGAAAGCUAGACAAAUAUCAUUUAAAACAAUAAGCAAGGUGAAAACCAAAAUUUCAAAACAGAGGAAUUUGUUUUCCCUUAAACAGCUUUGAUUAAUUUCUUGAGCUAGCUUUACACUAUGCUGCUUAUUCAAACUCUUAUUAUCAUUGGCGCUGUUUGGUUUUCAUAUCUUUUAGAGGAUAUAAUAUCAUUUAUAGGCUAAAAUAUGUGGAUAGUUUGGACUAGUUUAGGUCUAGUGGUUAGCAUAACGGUAGGCUGCUUUGUAUUUAGAUCAUCAGUAAGUAUUACUCCUCUAAAUUAUAUAUUAUUAGUCACUUAAACUAUGUGCUUAGUUAUACUUUAUGUCUAUAUUUUAGAUAAAUAUGAUGUUAGUUUAGCCUUCUUAAUUCUUUUAGCCUUGGCCGCAAUUUAUUUUUCGCUUCUAAUAUAUGUCUUAACGACUAAAACAGAGUUAAACUUUAGAGGAUCGACAUUAUUCGUAACAUGUAGUGCAGUUAUGGUCUACUAGCUAUUUUUAAUAUUUACUAAUCUCUCUUAUUUGACUUCUAUUUUUAUAUUGAUGGGCAUAGUAGUAUGGGGCUAUUUUCUUAUUUACGAAUAUCAGACUAAAGUAUCAGAUGUAGAAUUCGAAAGGAGAGAUCCUGUUAUAAGCACAGUUACAGUAUUUUUAGAUGUAUUCAAUUUAUUGUUGAAAGUGUCUGAACUUUUAAGAUAAAUCUUGCUCAGAGAAAGGUCUUGA
Molecule: messenger RNA, 1257 nt
Organism: Tetrahymena thermophila SB210
Lineage: Eukaryota; Ciliophora; Oligohymenophorea; Hymenostomatida; Tetrahymenidae
Product: inhibitor of apoptosis-promoting Bax1 protein
Exons: 1
Cellular component (GO): membrane
Source: RefSeq, a predicted model, not a curated record